Capsicum annuum is the source of this 4064-nucleotide messenger RNA. Its product is annotated as guanine nucleotide exchange factor subunit RIC1. Gene Ontology annotation, biological process: intracellular protein transport; retrograde transport, endosome to Golgi. The record is from RefSeq and is a predicted model, not a curated record. The transcript has 23 exons. Bases 274 to 3651 code for a protein of 1125 amino acids. Gene Ontology annotation, molecular function: protein binding. Gene Ontology annotation, cellular component: cytosol; Ric1-Rgp1 guanyl-nucleotide exchange factor complex; Golgi membrane. NCBI's taxonomy places the organism in Eukaryota, Viridiplantae, Streptophyta, Magnoliopsida, Solanales, Solanaceae.
AGUAGGAGGGUGAAAAUAGAAAUAGAAGGAAAUGAAUAUGUGCAGGGACAUGAGGAGUUCUCCAAAACUGUGAGAGAUCCAACCCCCCCAACUGAAAGGGAGGUCCCAUAUUUAUCACAUUUGACACUCUUAUCUUUCGUUCACCAUCAAAUUCAUUCACCAGAUUUGGAUCUCCUUCAUUUAAACCCUAACCAUCAUGCUCCCUCCCACUCUCUGAUCUCCAAUAUUUUUGAUUUUGAUCCCCUCUCCUCUUCAACAAUCCCGUUUUCGAAGAUGUAUAUGGCAUAUGGAUGGCCACAGGUCAUCCCUAUGGAAUCAGGGCUAUGCGCUUCUUCUCAGCAAAUUGUAUACCUCAAAAUCAUCAAUCGCUUAUUGCUUGUUGUUUCUCCUACUCAUCUUGAAUUAUGGUCCUCCUCACAGCAUAGAGUGAGAUUGGGAAAGUACAAGAGAAGCUCCGAUUCGAUUCACAAGGAAGGCGAGAAUUUGCAGGCUGUUUGGAGUCCAGAUACCAAAUUGAUCGCACUUCUUACCUCUUCCUUCUAUCUAUACAUUCUGAAGGUCCAAUUUACAGAAAGGAAAAUACAAAUUGGAGGCAAACAACCAACUGGUUUGGUUCUAGCAAGCAUAACUUUGCUCUUGAAUGAACAGGUGCCUUUUGCUAACAGCAACUUGACAAUGAGCAAUGUAGUUUGUGACAACAAACAUUUGAUAGUUGGGCUUUCUGAUGGAUCUCUGUAUAAUAUAUCCUGGAAGGGCGAGUUUUGUGGGGCCUUUGAUGCCUUUGAUCUUGAUGUUCAGCCUCGUGAUGGCAGUGGGGUUCCUAAACUAGCAAGUUCUUUAGAAAAUGGUCUUGCUUCUGGUGGGAGUUUGUCUUUUUCUAAAUUCAGUCAUCAUUCUUCGAAAAACUCUGCUGUGAUCCACUUGGAGUUUUCCUUACCCUUAAGGUUACUUGUUGUGCUAUUUUCUGAUGGACAACUGGUCUUAUGUUCUGUGAGCAAAAGAGGUCUGAAGCAAAUGGAGUCUAUUAAAGCUGAAAAGAAACUGGGCUCUGGUGAUGCUGUAUGUGCUGCAGUUGCUUCAGAUCAACAACUCCUUGCUGUUGGUACCAGAAGAGGUGUUGUUGAGUUGUAUGACAUUGCAGAAUCUGCUUCGCUUAUGCGUUCUGUGUCUCUCUAUGAUUGGGGAUAUUCAGUGGAGGAUACUGGUGCUGUCAGUUGUGUUGCAUGGACACCUGAUAAUUCUGCUUUUGCAGUUGGGUGGAAGUUAAGAGGCCUGACAGUUUGGUCUGUUUCUGGCUGUCGCUUGAUGUCCACAAUUCGUCAAAUUGGCUUAAGUUCUGCGUCUUCUCCAGUGGUAAAGCGAAAUCAGGAAUGUAAAUAUGAACCUAUGAUGAGCGGUAUCUCAUUGAUGAACUGGGAUGAAUAUGGAUACAGACUUUAUGCUAUUGAGGAAGGAUCUUCAGAGAGAAUUAUUGCAUUCUCUUUUGGAAAGUGCUGUCUGAACAGAGGAGUCUCUGGGACUACUUAUGUCCGACAAGUAAUCUAUGGGGAAGAUCGUUUGCUUGUUGUGCAGUCAGAAGAUACUGAUGAACUAAAAAUCUUGCAUCUUAGCCUACCAGUUUCCUACAUCUCUCAGAAUUGGCCAGUUCAACAUGUGGCUGCUAGCAAGGAUGGAAUGUACUUAGCAGCUGCUGGCCUUCAUGGACUUAUCUUAUAUGACAUAAGAUUGAAAAAAUGGCGAGUUUUUGGAGAUGUCACUCAGGAACAAAAGAUCCAGUGCAGAGGCUUGUUAUGGCUUGGGAAGAUUGUUGUUGUCUGCAACUAUGACGAUUCUUCUGAUGGGUAUGAAUUGCUUUUCUAUCCCAGAUAUCACCUUGAUCAAAGUUCAUUACUAUGUCGGAAACCUUUGCUUACCAAACCGAUGGUUAUGGAUGUUUACCAAGAUUAUCUACUUGUCACUUACCGACCUUUUGACGUCCAUAUUUACCAUGUGAAGUUGUCUGGUGAACUAACGCCUUCGAGUUGCCCCAAUUUACAGCUUUCUACAGUACGAGAGCUAUCAAUCAUGACUGCAAAGAGCCAUCCUGCUUCAAUGCGUUUUAUUCCUGAUCAGCUCCCAAGAGAAAGCGUUGCAGGAAAUGAUGGCCUAUCAACUUCGUUGGAUCUGUCAAUCCGAGAGCCUAUCCGAUGCUUAAUACUAAGGACAAAUGGGGAACUUUCACUUCUUGAUUUGGAUGAGGGGAGAGAAAGAGAACUCACAGACUCCGUAGAGUUGUUUUGGGUUACCUGUGGUCAGUCAGAGGAGAAAACAAGCUUGAUUGAGGAAGUUUCAUGGUUAGACUAUGGCCACCGAGGAAUGCAGGUUUGGUAUCCAUCUCCUGGUGCUGAUGCUUUUAAGCAAGAGGAUUUUUUGCAGUUGGAUCCGGAGCUGGAAUUUGAUCGCGAGGUGUAUCCUCUGGGUUUGCUGCCAAACGCUGGAGUUGUAGUUGGUGUCUCCCAGCGAAUGUCAUUUUCUGCAUGUACAGAGUUUCCAUGUUUUGAGCCUUCUGCUCAAGCUCAGACUAUUUUGCAUUGCCUUCUUCGUCAUCUUCUACAGAGGGAUAAAAAGGAAGAAGCUCUAAGACUGGCACAAUUGUCAGCAGAGAAGCCACAUUUUUCGCACUGCUUAGAGUGGCUUCUUUUUACUGUUUUUGAAGCCGACAUUUCUGGGAGCAAGAAUCAGAGUGUCAUUCCCAACCCUUCAACAAAUUCCUCACUUCUGGAUAAGACAUGUGAUUUGAUUAGAAAUUUUCCGGAGUACUUUGACGUGGUCGUUAGUGUUGCAAGAAAGACUGAUGGCCGGCAUUGGGCAGAUUUAUUUGCUGCUGCUGGGAGAUCGACUGAGCUAUUUGAGGAGUGCUUUCAAAGGAGAUGGUAUCGGACUGCCGCUUGCUAUAUACUAGUAAUUGCUAAGCUUGAAGGUCCAGCUGUAAGUCAGUAUUGUGCAUUGCGUUUGUUGCAGGCAACAUUGGAUGAAUCUUUAUACGAAUUGGCAGGGGAACUGGUGAGGUUUCUUCUCAGAUCUGGACGGGAAUAUGAACCCACAACUACUGAUUCUGAGAAACUAUCUCCUAGAUUCUUUGGAUAUUUUCUGUUUCCUUCUAGUUACCGGAGGCAAACUUUGGAGUCCAAAGGUUCAUUUAAAGAGCAGAGUGCCCAUGUUGCUUCUGUUAAGAAUAUUUUAGAAAGUCAUGCAAGCUAUUUGAUGUCUGGAAAAGAACUGUCAAAGCUCGUCGCAUUUGUGAAGGGCACACAGUUUGACCUCGUGGAAUACUUGCAGCGAGAAAGAUAUGGAAGUGCUCGUUUGGACAAUUUUGCUUCAGGUUUUGAACUUAUUGGUCAGAAGCUUCAGAUGGAAACAUUGCAAAGUCGUUUAGAUGCAGAGUUCCUUUUGUCUCAUAUGUGCUCUGUGAAGUUCAAAGAGUGGAUUGUAGUGCUGGCCACACUUUUGAGGCGGUCUGAGGUCUUGUUUGAUUUAUUUCAGCAUGACUUGCGCUUAUGGAAAGCAUAUAGCAUUACUUUAAAGACCCAUCCAUCAUUUGUUGAUUACCAGGACUUGCUUGAAAGUUUGGAUGAAAAGCUUUCAUCCGCUUCAAAUUCAGAAGAGACAUGAGCUAUCUGGAUGUAAAGAGCCUUGAACAGCUUUGCUAGAAAUGGUUAAAAGAGCUUCCAAUGAGAUCCUCUGCUUCAAGCGUUAACCGCACCAACUUGGAAUUAGCGUAAAUGUCUAUCGCUAUAUUGGGGAGGGAGUUGAGCGGCUCUGCUAAAGGCACAUGAUGAGAUUUUCCGUUGCUGUUCUGCUGUCCACGUGUGUCCUGCAGUCACUUAUUUUGUAGAUAGGCAUGUCCGUGCUAUUAGUUCUCUUUGGUUUCCAUGGUCCUGUUUCUUUUUCGUGAUUCUAGUGUGUAUCAAGUUUUAGCUUUUCCAGUAAGGGUGUGGGUGAUCGAUCGUAAUGAAAAGGGGCACCUCUUGUACGAAAGAUCUGAUUUUAUGAUAAAUAGAGAAUAGAGAAGAUUUUGUGGAUUA